Daphnia pulex (common water flea) is the source of this 1613-nucleotide messenger RNA. RefSeq names its product cell wall protein DAN4-like. Lineage: Eukaryota; Metazoa; Arthropoda; Branchiopoda; Diplostraca; Daphniidae. The transcript has 10 exons. Gene Ontology annotation, molecular function: chitin binding. Gene Ontology annotation, cellular component: extracellular region. Bases 127 to 1443 code for a protein of 438 amino acids. The record is from RefSeq and is a predicted model, not a curated record.
GUCAAGAUUUCCUGUAUAAAUUGUCGACUAUUCCGGUCUGUCCCCGUUUAACAGUUUGGUGUACUACAGAAUAACGGAUCGCUCGCUUCAUCUGAAUUAUUGGAAGAUUACUGGCCGACGCAGCAGAUGGCAAAACACUUUCUCACAUCCCUCUUGUUAGCAAUCAGCAUCUUUCAAGUGGGACUAAGCGCUGCGGUGAAUAAGAUUUCUGAACAGAAAUGGGGAAGGAAAAUUACGUUUAAUGGACAAACCAGGGCGUUUACUUGUCCUGAAGCUGACGGCUCUUAUGCAACACCGAACCAGUGUAUUGCCCAGUAUUAUGAAUGCGUGAACGGAAUACCUUGUCCUGAGACGUGUCCACCAGGCUACUUGUUCGACCCAAUAACGUUAGUGUGCACGCUUGCCGCUCAAACGACUUGCAAUCAACACAUCGAUUGUCCUUCAGACGGACUGUAUCCAUAUCCUGGUGCCUGUUCCAGUUUGUACUUUGUUUGCAGCAAUGGAGAUUCUUAUUUGACGUAUUGUACGGAAAACUAUGUCUUCGAUCCUACACUUCUAAGAUGCGUUCUGCAAGAAGAUGCUACGUGUACAUCUACUACUUCAACAACCAGGACUACUGUACCUUCUCCAACUACACCUCCUAUGCCAACAACAAAGCCCAUAACGACAACUGAACCCACCACCACAACAACUGAGGCUACGACCACAACUCAAUCCACAACAACGACGACUGCGCCUACAACAACAACUGAGGCCACAACAACCACAACUGCCCCCACAACAACGACAACUGAGGCCACAACGACGACAACUGCGCCCACAACAACAACUGAGUCUACAACGACGACAACUCUUCCCACAACUGAGGCCACAACUACAACAACUCUUCCCACAACAACCACAACUGCACCCACAACAACGACGACUGAGGCCACAACAACAACUCUUCCCACAACUGAGGCCACAACGACGACAACUGAGGCCACAACAACAACUGAGGCCACAACGACAACUCUUCCCACAACGACAACUCUUCCCACAACUACCACAUCUGAGGCCCCAACAACGAUAACUGAGUCCACAACGACGACAAUGGUUCCAACAACUACCACAACCGAGCCCCCAAAAAUGACAACAAAAACAACCGAACCACCAAGAGAAGAGUCUACGACAACAACAGCAGCUCCCAUUACUACGACACUGACUCCUGCGAAUACUCCGCCGAUAACAACAACAACGAACACAACGCCGAUCAAACCGGCGGAACCAUUCGUUUGCCCCCAGUCGGACGGAUUGUUUCCCGUUCCAGGCGUGGCAUGCAGCAAUCAAUUUUGGAUGUGCUCAAAUUUUUAUGCAUAUCUUAUGGACUGUCCUGUGCCUAUCUUUUAUAACCCGGCAAUCCAAGUGUGCGAUUGGAAAGAAAACAUUGCGGGUUGCAAUUAAACGAUGCGGAGAUAGGCUUAAAUUUCCGGAAUAACUAGUUCAUGGAAUAAUACCAGGAAAUCAUUGCAGGGACAUAGUUGGCAGAUUGUCUUUUAAUUUUGUUUGUUUGAUCUUAAAAUAAUAUUUUGGUAAUAGACUGAAUAAAGAAUCAAUACAAUCAAUUUUGAAUA